UAAUGGAAAUUCAGAAUGCUCUAGGUAUAGAAGCUGUUAGAGAGAGUAUUAUUAAUGAAGUGUAUACAACAAUGUAAAGUCAUAGUAUUUCAAUUGAUAUAUGACACAUUUUAUUGUUGUCUGAAUUGAUGAGAUUUAAAGGUAUUUAUUAUAUUUUAAGUCAAUUAAGGU
This is a messenger RNA of Paramecium pentaurelia, 171 nucleotides long. Lineage: Eukaryota; Ciliophora; Oligohymenophorea; Peniculida; Parameciidae. The record is from the annotation of a GenBank genome assembly.